Molecule: messenger RNA, 522 nt
Organism: Gossypium raimondii (Peruvian cotton)
Lineage: Eukaryota; Viridiplantae; Streptophyta; Magnoliopsida; Malvales; Malvaceae
Exons: 5
Coding region: 1-303 (100 amino acids)
Source: RefSeq, a predicted model, not a curated record
AUGGCUGUUAUAGCUUUAACAAAAAUUCUUGAUGCUGGUUUUGCUGGUCUGUCCGUUGUUAGGCAUUUUCUCAAGGAGAGUCCGAAGGAUUUGAACCUACACAUUGACUUGUAUGAUGAAAUGGGGAUUGGUGGAGGCGCUCCAGGACUCUCUGGAGGACUCCUCCACCCCUAUUCUCCUAACGUUAAGCUUCUAUGGAGAGGUGCCGAGUGCUGGGAAGAAUGUAUGAAGGUCUUAAGCAUUGCAGAACAAGCCGUUAGUUCCGAGAAAGAUUUGGUUUCCUUAAGUGGUGAAUUUGAUUAAGAUUUUGGUGGGAUUUUAGACCGGAGAUAAGAUGCAUCAUUGACUUUCGCGUUGACUCUAUCUAAAGUAAUGCCUCGACUAGCCACCCGUCCUCAACACCUUUGGGUAAAGACCACAUGUUCCUUUCAGAGGGAGUUAUCCACCCGCGUUUAGGUACGAACACACUCUUGUUAUGAUAAGGAGUCCAUUUAGGCAUAAUAACUUCGUACUGAUAAGGUC